AUGUCUGGUCAGGAGUCCGAUUCGGCGAGCAGUUGUCAGUAUAGUGAUGACUCCGACAUAAACUUUAUUCCGGGUUAUAUAAUGGAGGAUGCACAGGCCAAGAAAGACUGUGAUUCUGAUGAAGGUUGUUCAUGCUUCGCAUAUGCCGAAGAACCUUUAGCUGACGAAGCCUGGUUAGAAACAUACCACAGAGAAGAACAGCAAAGGCUAAAGGCUGAGGAACAGUUUACGAAAAGGCUAAACUGUUCGGUGGAAAUAAGUGAAUGGUAAGUAAGAUCUGAAUUUAAUUUCACUCAGUAUAAAUUUUCCGUACAGUUCACACAACACCCAGGUUUUGAUUCUGUCUGCUUACAAAAAUGGAGUUUAAAAUUAGCUGUGGACAAGUACAAAACCAAGUCCAAAUCAAGAUACAGUCAGGUCAAAACGCAGAACAGGUAAGGUAAAAAAAAUCAGAUAAUUUCAAGGACUACAUAUUUCAUACAUGGCAAAACUAUUUUAUUUAUAGCUGUAUAAAAGUUUCAAAUGUCACCAAAUUUAAAAGUCCCCAAGUUGAUUCUAUUUUCUAAUGUUACACACAGUGAUUUGUCAUUUGUGGUGUAGCUGUAGCUAUAAAAUUGGCCUGACUAGACAAAUUGCUUUGUGUAAAAUAUGACAAGAUGGGCUCGAAAGAAAAGAAAUAUUGAAAAAAAUAAAUAAAAUUGUUUUUGAUCGGUGGAAAACCAAGGUUGCCGAUCAUCUUGAUCUGCAAGAAAUAUAUCUGACAAUUGUCUCAAAAACAUGCUUACUGAACAUAUACUGUAAACAGAACAUAUCUUACUGAUAAGCCAGAUCCUGUUUUGAUAUUAACCCAUUGAGAGUCGCAUUGUGCCCUGCUUUAUUAUUUUAGUUUGUCUAAUGCCAGAUGAUACUGGUGCUUGUUAACUGGCCUAUCCGCUCAUGUGUCUAGUUAACCCACUGAGUCGCAUUGCGUCCUAUUUUAUUAUUUUACUCUGUUUAACACCAGAUUAUUUUAUUCUGUUUAACGCCAGACAAUUUUACUCGUCAAGAGGAGAGCACUGGUGCUUAAUGGGUUAAUUGUGGUCUUCUAUAUUUAGAUUCCUGCACAGUAUCUCAUAUAGAAAAUUUGUCAGGCUGGUUUAUGGUUUUCUUGGCAACAGGAGGGUACCACUGCCAUCAUGUGCCUACACUGCUAUUAGGAAAGCAUUUCCAACUGGUAAGGAUGAAGCUAUCACCGGAUACGCUGAAGAAUCUGACUGA
Molecule: messenger RNA, 1257 nt
Organism: Paramuricea clavata
Lineage: Eukaryota; Metazoa; Cnidaria; Anthozoa; Malacalcyonacea; Plexauridae
Source: the annotation of a GenBank genome assembly